This is a messenger RNA of Spinacia oleracea (spinach), 2532 nucleotides long. RefSeq names its product WAT1-related protein At4g30420. The record is from RefSeq and is a predicted model, not a curated record. Gene Ontology annotation, molecular function: transmembrane transporter activity. NCBI's taxonomy places the organism in Eukaryota, Viridiplantae, Streptophyta, Magnoliopsida, Caryophyllales, Amaranthaceae. Bases 1261 to 2436 code for a protein of 391 amino acids. The transcript has 7 exons. Gene Ontology annotation, cellular component: membrane.
UACAAAACCAAUCUGGAUCUAUUAUUAAGUCAAUUCUUAAGAUCACUUUUAUCUCCCCCUCCUUCAAAAUCCUAAUCUUUUAGGUGCUACAAUCAACUAUUAGGUACAAUCAACUAUUAGGUUGAUGGUAAGCUUAUCUUUUCUUGUUCUUUUUCUAGCUUUUGAUUUUUAUACGCGGAAUAAAUACUUCAUUCUCUCUCUAUUGGAGAGUUUCUUUACCCAUUUAUUGUAUUUUAUAUCUCUCCUUGUGAUAGCUUGAAAGUUGAUUUAUUGAGGAAAAUUUGUGCGGUGUUACAACAAUGUCAAUCCUACGUCUACAAUCAAUUGAAUCGAAUUUAAUUCAAUCCCAAAGCUUUGUACGCUCGUGGUUUUGCCGGAUUAGUAUUUCGUUUGAUCCAAAUUGUUUUGUAUUCGUUAAUCUUGAUUUCUAUUGUAGAUGUCGUAUGACCAUUUUAUUAAUGAAUUAAUUUUACCUUCAAAUAAAAAGUCAAUUCUUAAGAAGUUUGGUGCCCAUGUAAAAUAUCCUUGUUUAAACUAAAAAAUGUCUAUUGGUGACAGGCUAAUAAGGUAUUUGGACUCAUCAUAAACCACAACGUUAAUUCUUAAAUGGAACCGAUUUACACUAAAUUUGUUGUGGAUCAUGUCUAAAAAAGCCAACAACUUGAUUAUAAUUUAUUUUGACGUGUGUAUUAGAACUAUUAUGGAAAAAAUAUCAAAUUGGUGUCGUUAGUACAUAUUGUGCUUAAAUAAUGUGAUUUUAAGUCACAACUCUCUUUUAAUAAAUAUAGGAUUACUUUGAAUCAAAAAAUGGUUACUAUAUCUAAGAAAAUUGGUAUUUAAUUUAUUAUAGUCACUUUGAACAAUAAAGGUCAAUAUGUAAGCAAGAGGGGUGCUAGAGUAAAUGGUUGGCUUUAGGUCCACGAUAAUAUUAUUGUAGACUAGGUCCACGUAAGAAUAAUCCAAAUAGUAAUUCAGCCAACAUAAUCUAUUAACGACCCUCUUUCAAUUAUCUUUUGUGAUCGGAUCCGGAUUCGGGGCGAGUUCUGGGUGGAUAGGUUUCAGUCCCCUCUUUUAAUUGUUGUUGUUGGGGAUCGAACACAGGUCCUUCCUACCAAGAUCGACCUCAAUCACCACUAAACCAACAGACAAUUAAUUUUUUCCUACAAUGUUACAACUCAUAUUAAAAUGGUUUUUUUAUAAUAUCACAUGAUAUAGGCCUUCCCAUAUAUUGCGGCUAGUAAUUAAAAUAUAGGAGUAUAUAUGUUGGUAAGAGGGUCAUUCCUUCCACUUUGGAAAAUAAGGAGAGGUAGCCAAAGCAAAAUAAAAAUGGGGACAUCAUGGGAACAACGUUUGCCUGCAAUAGCAAUGGUGUCUAUGCAAGUGUUGUACGCAGCAAUGGCUCUCUUGAAUAGGGCUGCCCUUGUUAAGGGCAUGAGUCCUAGAGUCUUCAUUUUCUAUCGACAAACUAUUGCUACUUUGGUUAUUUCUCCCAUCGCUUAUUUCACAAGGAGACGAUCUAAUACUACUACGCCGAGUAUAGGAUUUAAGAGCUUUGUUUUGAUCUUCAUCACAGCCUUCAUUGGGGUGACUCUCAAUCAGAACAUGUACUUUGAAGGAUUGUACUUGGCUUCUUCAUCAAUUGCAAGUGCAACAUACAACCUUAUCCCUGCUGUCACUUUCAUGACUGCUGCCGCCUUCGGGUUGGAGCAAGUGAAUGCAAAGACAUUAAGCAGUGCAGCAAAGAUAUUAGGGACAACCUUUUGCGUUGCAGGAGCAGUUUCUAUGACAUUGUUGAGAGGUCCGAAGCUACUUAACUCGCAACUUCCAUCAUCCAACUCUGCAUUUCUGCACUUGUUUGCGGUUGACCAAACCUGGUUCCUAGGUUGUGUAUGUCUCCUUGCAAGUAGUUGUUGCUGGUCCUUGUGGCUCAUUUUACAGGUCCCAGUUACAGCUUGUUACCCUGACCACCUAUCUCUCUCAGCAUGGAUGUGUUUCGUAUCAAUGCUGCAAACUGGUGCAGUUGCCUUGUUCUUAGAACCUGAUCCUGUUGCUUGGAAUUUAAGUUCGGGCCUUGAACUCACCUGUUGCUUUUUCUCGGGAAUUGUAGGAUCUGGGGUACAGUUCUUUGUUCAAUCCUGGUGUAUAUCGCGUAAAGGUCCAUUUUACUCUGCUAUGUUUACUCCUCUAGCCACUGUCAUAACCACUGUUCUAGCCUGCAUUUUUCUCCAUGAAGAGCUUUAUCUUGGCAGUUUACUAGGUGCUACCACAGUCAUCAUCGGCUUAUAUGUCGUAUUGUGGGGUAAAUCCGAAGAGGUUAAGGAAAAACUGCAUCUUACAUCAGGAGCUUGUCCAGUAAAAAUAGACCAAGAAAAGAAAAGUGAGAAAAUUGAUUUGGAACAACCACUUUUGACAAAUGAUAGUAUUACUCCUAAUUAGGGUAAAGUUCAGUUGCUUGUAGAAUUGUAUCAACGCGCUAAUUUUGUGAUUUAAGCUGUAUGUAACGGAUUAUGAAAUAUAGGCCCUUUUUGUGUA